Messenger RNA from Columba livia (rock pigeon), 3330 nucleotides. RefSeq names its product TNF receptor associated factor 1 (gene TRAF1). Bases 143 to 1813 code for a protein of 556 amino acids. The transcript has 11 exons. NCBI's taxonomy places the organism in Eukaryota, Metazoa, Chordata, Aves, Columbiformes, Columbidae. Gene Ontology annotation, biological process: tumor necrosis factor-mediated signaling pathway; protein K63-linked ubiquitination; regulation of apoptotic process. Gene Ontology annotation, molecular function: zinc ion binding; tumor necrosis factor receptor binding. Gene Ontology annotation, cellular component: cytoplasmic side of plasma membrane. The record is from RefSeq and is a predicted model, not a curated record.
GUCGCCGAAAUUCAGCCGAGCCGCCCGGCUGCGUUUCCUCUGCCGCCGGUAACGCCGGCGCCGCUCCGCUCCGCGCCCCGCGGCCGGGCCCGCCCCGCCGCCCUCCCCGCGGGGCUGCACCGCCUCCGGGUGGAGGGCUCAGAUGGCUGAGAAAACAACCAGAGGCCCACAGGAUGUCCCCAGCUCUUCUCCUGAUGAAAACGAAUUUCCUUCUGGAUAUCCCAGUAAUAUUUGUGAGGAUGCGCCUGACCAGAAGUACCUGUGCAGCAACUGCAACAACGUGCUGAAGAAAGCCCUGCAGACGCUCUGUGGGCACCGGUACUGCUCAGCAUGCCUCUCCUGGAUCGUACGAAACAAUAAAAAUGCAAUUUGCCAGAAAUGUAAGGAGGAAGAUAGCAGCACAUUGAGUGAGGGAAGCCUGCUGGCAGAAGAACGGGCUUUUGGUGAUGCUGCCAUUAAUAAAGAGAUUUCUGAGCUCAAGGUCCGCUGUGUGACGCUGGGAUGCAGCUGGUCUGGGAUCAUGAAAAAUUUCGAAGAGCAUCAGAGCUUGUGUGAAUACGCUUUAAUCCCUUGUCACACUGGCUGUGGGCACAUGGUGAUGAGAAAGAAGCUUGCAGAUCAUUUGGAAAAUGGAUGUGUUAAUAAUGUGACGAUGUGUCAGAAGUGUAAGCGGAGCUUGUCCAGUAGUGAGUACCAAGAACAUUCAUGUGAAGGCAAUUUAUGUAAAGAACAAAACCAUGUGCAAACAGAGAUGCCACCAAAGGAAAAGAACCACUCUACACCCUUAAUGAACAAGGAUGGAUGUCGUUUUUCUGAAGUCGGCUGCUCGUUUAGGGGAAGCAAAGAGAAGAUGAAAGACCAUGAAAAAACUGCAGUUGGGCCCCACAUGCUGCUUCUGCUGCAGCACAUAAAGCAGCUGCAGACAAGCUUGUGCUCUGCUGCCAAAGCUGCAAACGGUUUCGUCCCACAGCCAGGGCUGAACAUGAAUGGUGCAGGAAAGAGCAUCCCUGACCUGCAGAUCCCAGCGGGGCUGCAACUCGGUGGGGAUCUGGAGGAAGACUGUUUUCCUGGGCCUUCUGAGGAUGAAUCUGUUCUCCAACAGCUUGUGAAGGAGAAAGUGAUUUCUGAGCUAGAAAACAAGCUGCACGUGUUUGAGAAUAUCGUGUCCGUGCUCAAUAAAGAGGUGGAGACCUCUAAUUUGGAAAUCACAGCCUUUCGGAGACAGAGUGAACUCGAUCAAAAUAUAAUACGAGGCCUUGAGCUGAAGAUCGCAGAGCUGCACCGGUGCCUGACGCAGAAGGACACAGGCCUGAGCAACCUUCACAAGAGCCUCCUGUUCUCCGAGCAAGCUUCCUAUGAUGGGGUCUUUCUGUGGAAAAUAACAGAUGUUGGCAGGAAGUUACAAGACUCUGUGACUGGAAGAGCAGUCAGUUUGUAUUCACCAGCUUUUUACACGGCAAAGUACGGCUACAAAGUCUGUCUGCGGGUGUAUCUGAACGGGGACGGGACCGGCAAAGGGACCCACGUGUCCCUGUUCUUUGUUGUCAUGAAAGGAGACUACGAUGCUCUGCUGCCGUGGCCGUUCAGACACAAGGUUACAUUCAUGUUGCUUGACCAAAAUAACAGGGAACAUAUUAUUGAUGCGUUUCGCCCAGACUUGACUUCUGCUUCAUUCCAGAGACCCGUGAAUGACAUGAACGUUGCGAGCGGCUGCCCCCUGUUCCUCCCUCUGUCCAAACUGCAGUCGCCUAAAUAUGCCUAUGUGAAAGAAGACACGCUUUUCCUUAAAUGCAUUAUAGAAACAAACCAGUAAAUCCCGCAAUGUGGGUGUCUGGAAAUCGCCUACCGAAUUUCAUUAGUUUACAAGAAAGAACAACCCAUCAACUUGAGACCUUGUAUUCGUUUUCGUGCGCGCACAAAACCCAGAGCCCGAGCCCGAGCUCCCGAUUCGAUCUCAUCAGCUGAAGACCCUGCUUGAGUUUGUGCUGCUGAGCGUGCCCACGUCUGCCCAGAGCCCUGAGCGGCUCUUGCCAAUGAGAUUUGGGAUUAUUUCAUCAAUACCCGCCUGGUUUGGCCGGGGGUGACAGCAGGAACAAGGGCACAUUCAUCUCCCAAGACACCCAUCGGGUGUCUCUGUGCUUAUUGAUGACCCUGAAAUCUGUGAGUUGUGGGUCACAUUUGCAGCUUGAAUUCCUUAUACCAGAUGAUUCAUUUCUUGCUAUUUAUUUUAGACCUGUAUUUAUGUGCUCUGUAAAGAGACGUUCUGUUGCGUCAGCCGUCGGUGCCCAGAUUACACUGUGCCUUGGGAAAUGACCUCUUGUACUUGCAAAGGAGCCGUUUGGCUUUCCUGAGCCCUCAGGAGCUUUGUUUUCAAGUGUUCUGUCACUUCGUGAACCUUCUAGGCAAGUGACUUAUUGGAAAGUAUUGAUUAUUUUCCUUGCUUGAUUCUUUUUACGUGCUCUGAUGGUUAAGUCCUGUCGCUAAAAUAGAAGUAGCUACUAGACAUGUUUUGUUUUGUGUUUAAUUUUUUGGUUUGUGUUUUUUUAAUAGGGGUAAGGAAUUAAUUUUUAUUCUUUUUUAUAAGCAAGUCAAGCUUGGCAAUGUCUGCAUGUGUGCGAAGCCCAAACGCUACACCUUAUCCCCAAAAAGCAGCAAGCAAAAAGCACAGCCUUGGCAGCUGUGUCAGAAUCGGUGGAGCUGAGCUGGGUUUUGGUGCCGCAGUUUCUGUUCAGCUCCCGUGCCCACGAGAACCAGCUGUGCAUUUACGACUGAAAGGCCGUUCUGCACUCACUUUAUCCAUUUUUCCUUUGCACUAUUUCCCGAUGGAAAACACGAGGAACAGACGAUAUCGCGCCCGCUGCCUGAGGAGCGGAAGGAGAAGCUGUUUGUCCACCUGCAUUUUGCAACCCGGCGUCCAGCAGAGCUGCUGAGAUGCCGUGUGCUGUGGCUGCUGCCGUACGGACAGACCUCGCAAAUCUCCCAUUUCUAUCUUGACAGCACCCUUUAAAAUAAUUAGUGGUGAUGAAGUCUCAAAUUUCAAAACAAAAAUCACCCCAUAAUCAAAUAUCUGUCAAAGCUUGUUUGGGAAGGAACUCGAUAUUCUUGGUGUCUCUGUCUUUUUCUCUCUUCCAUGUUUAAAAUGUUCUUUCAGGGACAGAAAGCUAUUUUUGCAGUAAUGUGCCAAACCCUGUAACCACACUGGAGUAAUAUGCCUAAAAAUAUGAUGCUUUUCAUGGCCGUGUAAUGUUGACAAGUGCUGUAUUUAUUACAAUCAUUCAUAUUUUCUUAUGAUUUUAUUUAUUUCCUAAGUAAAGCUCGCUAACUUAAAAA